This is a messenger RNA of Macroventuria anomochaeta, 776 nucleotides long. RefSeq lists its product as uncharacterized. Bases 179 to 571 code for a protein of 130 amino acids. The transcript has a single exon. Lineage: Eukaryota; Fungi; Ascomycota; Dothideomycetes; Pleosporales; Didymellaceae. The record is from RefSeq and is a predicted model, not a curated record.
GUCCCCGAACAGUAGCCGCUUGGCGGCGCUGUCGACGGCUGUGUCAACCAGCGGGCGUCCACACCUCGCUCGCCUAGUUCACGUGCUGGGUUUUUACACACCCUGCAGGGCCUGACAUCUGCUCACGACAUGCGGUUAUCAUGGUUAUAAUGACUGGGAGAAUGAAGAUCCUGUCUUGAUGCAGCCUCUCCCGCUGCACGCUCAGUCUGGUGGCAGCAGGAUCCUCCCCCGGCUACUGACGCCUUCAUCUCAGUAUCCUCGAGCUGGCAGAUCUGCACACGCCGAGGACCCUCCGAGCAGUCAUGAUCGACGUCAAUGCGCUCGAAAAGUCAGGGUUCUGGCCAGAAAGGAGCAGAACAAGCCUCCCUUCACCACGCUUGACCGAUGCAAGCAAAGUCUAUGUCGAGCCUGCCCGUCUUCGGCGAACUGCACACGCUGGUGUUCUUGUGUGCUUGAUCCUGCGAGUUCUUCUGGCUCUGCUGCUCACGCGAUUUUGAUGCACACGACAACAGCUCACUGUGCUGCCCUGCACGUUCUGCAGCCAAUUGCCUCACGGCGGCCGCCAGUCUAGCUUGUGCUCUUCAUUUGCGUGCACAUGGGCACCCCUGAGUAUGAUGCGCUUUCUGCAUGUCAACAACGAAUGAAGCACACCAUUUUGCCCUGCUCACACCGACACCCGCACGCUUGCAUCGACGCCAAGAACAUGUUUUCGAUUUGCUGCCCUGCAAUACCCCGCGAUUGCCUUUGUUGUUGUGUUUCCUACGGCUCACUUCAAG